GGCGGAAGAAACUCUGUCGCGCAGAGGCGUUACCGAUAGUCGAAGCAGAAGGUGCUGGAAUAGCGCGCGCAGGUUGUUUGUGUCGCGUUCGCUUCCGUUAACACAAUUUCGUAAUUAUUCAAACGGGAAGAGUAUACUUCGAUGUUGAAGGAAAAUAAGAAUUAGGAGGUCGCCGUUGAUCAGAAUAAGGAGGCUCGAUUAACUUGUACAUCAAAUCAAAAGCUAUUGGCCCUUGCAGCCAAUCGAACAGUGUUUUUUAAGCACGUGGGAUAUCGCAAUGACGGUUUUUAGUGGCAUGGGAUAUAUUUGUGGCCGACCAACGAUACAAUCCUUGUGGCUCGAUCGAUCUAGCGUGUAAUAAUGAAAAGACAAAACGUGCACGAAUUUCCAAUACGAUUUUCUACAGGAAAAAUUCUCCAAGCCCGUGAAUGUUGUACGACCAUCUAUUUGGCCCAUUGGGCCGGAUUGUUCUGAUCGGGAUCGGCGCCGGAGCAUUGUUCCUCACGUUCGUGGUGCUCUUGUGUUUCUUCACACCUGGCUGUCUCGUCUACGAAUGCAUGCGACGCCGAACAAAGACAGACGUCAAGCCGGUGCCGGUGCAAGUCAAUGGCUCAAGCAACGAUAACAUGAAAUUGGGCGACGUCAGCUAUCGAUCCUGGCGCCUCGGAAGCCUCUACGAAAAUGGUAGCACUUGCGAUCACACGGAUUCCCAGAGGGAAUCUCUCAACUCCAACAAUGUCCAGUUCGAGGCGAUGGACACGGCAUCAACAAUGAAUCUCAUCAAAGCGGAGGAGCAAAAAAGUGAGAACAGACUGAAGGACUUUCCCACUGAGCUGACGAUGAGUCUCCAGUAUUUACCGCCACUCGACGACAAUAUUACGGGCAAACUCGUCAUCGGGAUCGAGGCAGUGUCCAAUCUACCACCGAAGCCCUACAAUUGUACCUUGGAGCCUUACGUUGCUCUCAAUAUUGUUAAACAAUCGUGGACGAGCAGAAAAAGAAUGAAAUUACACAGCUUCAGAACGAGAGGCAUAAGGCAUACGUCGACUCCGAUUUAUCGAGAGACUUUUGUCGUUGCUGAUGUCCGGCCCCACGAAGUCAAGGAAUGGAUUCUCGAUAUCGCAGCUUACGAUCACGAUCGAUAUGCGAACCACACAGAGCUCGCGAACCUUCGAGUGGCCUUGAGGGACGUCAAAAAAGUAUUGUACAGUCCGGAAAUACACCUUUUCAAUUACAAAAUGAAACCGUCCAACCGCGAAUUCGGAAGUAUUUUAUUAGGCAUAAGUUAUUUACCCACCGCCCAGAGACUGACGAUCAACAUUAUGAAACUACGUGAUUUGAAAUUCAUACCAAGCGUCAAGAGCCUGGAAGAAUUUAAUCCAUACGUAAGGGUACUAAUGUUGAAUGGCAAAACCGGAAGGAAGCUGAAGAAGAAAAAAACCAAGUUUUUACGAUCUACAGCCCAGCCGGAGUUCAACGAGACUCUCACCUUCGACCUGCUUCACAAUCAAUUGGAUACCGUUCAAUUUCUCAUCGUACUUUGCAGCAAGAUCAAUGUAGAGGAAGCAGGAAACACUGACCAUCCGAGCGACAGCGAAGAUUCCGUCCAUUCCUACAGGAGGUCCAAAGACGUUUUUAUCGGUAAAGUAGCGCUGGGCAAAGGCGUUCGAGGCUCGGAGGAAAAGUUACACUGGUUCUCGGUGUUUCAAAAUCCUCGAAAGCUCGUGACGAUUUGGCAUACGCUUAAAUGACGAUUGUGUUAUUGAAAUAAGUGAAAAAAUGUGCAAUAAACGCUUCGAAACCAAUUA
Molecule: messenger RNA, 1808 nt
Organism: Venturia canescens
Lineage: Eukaryota; Metazoa; Arthropoda; Insecta; Hymenoptera; Ichneumonidae
Gene: Syt20
Product: synaptotagmin-1-like
Exons: 11
Coding region: 429-1751 (440 amino acids)
Biological process (GO): regulation of calcium ion-dependent exocytosis; synaptic vesicle endocytosis; calcium ion-regulated exocytosis of neurotransmitter
Cellular component (GO): plasma membrane; exocytic vesicle
Molecular function (GO): phosphatidylserine binding; clathrin binding; calcium-dependent phospholipid binding
Source: RefSeq, a predicted model, not a curated record